AUGUCUCCUCUUAAAAUGUUUCGACAAACCUAUUCGUAUUUCUUUACCUUCUUUUUAGGUCUCCUGUUCUUCAUUAGUUAUUGCUCCUGUUUCAAUCCAAAACUGUUGGAUGUGUCACUAGUUACUGAGUCUGGUUUCUUGUCGGCGGGAGCUACAUGGUACGGAGGUCCAAAUGGUGCUGGCAGUGAUGGUGGCGCUUGCGGUUAUAGGAGUGAUGUAGGGAAACCACCUUUCUCUUCGAUGAUAUCAGCUGGUGGCCCUUCCCUUUUUAGGUCGGGCAAAGGGUGUGGUAACUGUUAUCAGGUUAAAUGUACAUCACAUUCAUCUUGCUCGGGAAAACCAGUAACUGUGGUGAUUACAGACGAGUGCCCAGGUUGUGUCUCACAAUCAACCCAUUUUGAUUUGAGCGGUACUGCUUUUGGAGCCAUGGGUCUUUCCGGCCAAGCGCAACAAUUGAGGAAUGCUGGCGUCUUGCAGAUACAGUAUAAGCGAGUGGCAUGCAAAUACCCAGGCACCAAUAUAGUAUUUAAGGUUGAUGCUGGUUCGAACCCUAACUAUUUCGCUUCUCUGGUUGAAUAUCAAACUGGACAAGGCGAUAUUGCUUCUAUUGAUCUUCAAGAAAUAUCAGUUUCUUCUAAUUGGCGACCAAUGCAACGAUCAUGGGGUGCUGUGUGGAAGUUGGACUCAGGAACUGCAUUAAAAGCUCCAUUUUCUCUACGUUUGAAGUCUGGUAACGGGGAAACGAUUAUUGCGAAAAACGUCAUUCCAGCAGGGUGGCGAGCUGGCGUAACAUAUCGGUCGAACGUCAAUUUCAAUUAA
Molecule: messenger RNA, 819 nt
Organism: Papaver somniferum (opium poppy)
Lineage: Eukaryota; Viridiplantae; Streptophyta; Magnoliopsida; Ranunculales; Papaveraceae
Product: expansin-B15-like
Exons: 4
Coding region: 1-819 (272 amino acids)
Biological process (GO): sexual reproduction
Cellular component (GO): extracellular region
Source: RefSeq, a predicted model, not a curated record